This is a messenger RNA of Dentiscutata heterogama, 141 nucleotides long. The record is from the annotation of a GenBank genome assembly. Lineage: Eukaryota; Fungi; Glomeromycota; Glomeromycetes; Diversisporales; Gigasporaceae.
AUGCCACGAAUUCUGGGUCUAGUUUAUCUUCAUUAUACUAAUCUUGGUAUAGUUCCACCAUUUAAACAACCAAGAGUUAAAUGUAAAUAUUGUCCUCAUACUUGCAAUAAAGCUCUUAACAAAUGUGAAUUACAUUUAAAA